GCCUUGAACCGCUGCUGUCCAUGUGCUGUAGGUAGACGCACAAUCUCCUUAGAGGGAAUUCCAGGAUUUUGACCCAAUGACAUUAAUGGAUGGUAUUGUGGGCUGUAAAAAUUGAUUGUUGAUUACAGUUCAUAACUUCAAGGCGUAGGUUCUACCCUGGCUAACUGUGCAACAUGGUAAUGCCUUCCCACUCCAGUAACUCGAUUGUUUGCAAGCAACAAUGUCUUUUGUCAUUGACUGCAUAAUGUUAUGAACCUACCAAAUUAACUGAGAUGGUCAUUUUGAGCUAACUGGGCUAUCUUAUUGCUGUUGGUUUUUUUUAAUGCAUUCAUGGGAUGAGGGCAUUGCUGGCUAGGCAGGCAUUCAUUGCCCAGAGAGCAGUUGAGAAUCAACCACAUUUUUGUGGGCUGGAGUCAUAUGUAUGUCCAGAUGAGGUAAGGACAGCAGUCUCUUUGUCUAAAGGCAUCAGUGAACUAACUUUUUUUUUUCUCACAAUCAGCAAUGCUUUCGUGACCAUGUGCUGUGGGAUUCAAACCUGGUUCCUGAGAACAUUACUAGGGUCUCUGCAUUAACAAUCUAGCAAUAAUAUCACUAGGCCAUCAUCUCCCCAAUUGGCAGAUCUUGCAUGUAAAUUAUCUUUUCACUAAAGUAUUUAACAGUUGAGUAAUUACUUUGAAACACUUUGAUACAUAUUGUAAAAUGCUCCAUAACUAAAUUCUUUCCCUUUCUUGCUGAACAAUGUAUGUGUUUCACCAGAAGAAUGUGCAUGUAAAAUCCAAGAUCUGUCAUCGUUUGAGCCCUGUAAAAACACCUGCUCCUCGAGCCCCACUACAAGAUGAAAACUCUGAUUCAAAUAAACAAAUGAAGUUUCAAGUCACAUGUACUGUAAGACGUGAAAUGCAGAAAGAGGAAGGAGAUGAACAAAACAGUUGUGUGUUUGAUGCUGACCAUUCCACCAAUCCCAGUAGGGAACUGAGCAGUGAAACAAACGUGAUCAUUGAGGAAGGAGCAGAAACUGCAGCAAAUGUCACCCAUACUGACAGUGAAACUGCUGUAAAGGAUGGGUCAGCUGCUGUGUGUUCUGUGGGCAAGAAAGGCCCUAAAACAAGCGCAAAACCUGUUCAGCGGAAAGGCAAAGGGAAAUCUUCAAAACCUACAGGCGUGAAAAACCCAGUGGGCCGGAAUCGCAAGGUCACUGAUUAUUAUCCUGUUCGCAGGAGUUGCAGGAAGUGUGAAGGACAGUUGAAGUCAGAAGAAAAGAAAAUAAUUGAUGAUCUGAUUCGCAAUGGGAAGGAAGAAGGAAUGAAGGUCGGUAUAAUCGAUGGAAAAGGUCGCGGCGUGAUGGCUACAAAACCUUUCCAACGUGGAGAGUUUGUGGUCGAAUACAAUGGCGAUCUCAUUGAAUUUACAGAUGCAAAGAAUAGAGAGGCUAAAUAUGCACAAGAUCCCUCCACUGGCUGCUACAUGUACUAUUUUCAAUACCUCAGUAAAACAUACUGUGUGGACGCAACAAAGGAAACUACACGUCUCGGCCGGUUGAUCAACCACAGCAAGAACGGAAACUGUCAGACCAAGUUACAUGAUGUUGAUGGGAAGCCACACCUUAUACUUGUUGCUUCUCGGGACAUCGCAAAGGGUGAGGAGCUACUUUACGAUUAUGGAGACAGAAGCAAAGCAUCAAUUGCUGCACAUCCUUGGCUGAAGCACUGAGCCAAAUUUCAACGUUUUAAAUGAGCAAAACUAUUUGAAGCAUUUGAUCCUAUGCUUGCUCUGAUUUGGGAUGCAGCACUUAUCAAAAUCGCCAAGAGAGGCUACUGGAUUCCAUGAGUACUGCUGAGGUGGUGGUCUGGCGUCUUUAGAACUUUUAUAUCUUAAUGCUUUUGUAUAUUUUGUACACCAGUGCGCUUUAGGAGCUUGCAGUCAUGAGGUAGGUUGUGUUUUUUUAAUAUAAAUAAUUCCAAAAUGUCCAGCUGUUGUACAGUUUUAGCAACCUAGGUCUGCUUUUGUGCUCUGAAUGAUAAAUCUUUUGCAUAUUUAAGAGAUUAAAUGUUAUAUGAACCACUUUUUUUAGAAAGCCCUCACCCCUCUAUUCGGAAUAAUGAAUUUGGUGUUAUUUCCAACUGGAAGCUGCAUUUGGACGUUUCUGAAUACAAAGUAUGAGCGUUGAUUUGCGUUAGCUGAGAUUUGAAUUUUUAAGGCAGGGCUUCACAUCAUAUGCCUGUGCAUGUGUUGUAAACAACUAUUUAAAGUUUGUAUACAGAAGCUUCAUGUUGAAGAAUAUUUAAAUAAACUCUGUGACUUAACUGCA
This is a messenger RNA of Rhincodon typus (whale shark), 2308 nucleotides long. RefSeq names its product lysine methyltransferase 5Ab (gene kmt5ab). Gene Ontology annotation, molecular function: protein binding; histone H4K20 methyltransferase activity. The coding region runs from base 739 to 1710 and encodes 323 amino acids. Lineage: Eukaryota; Metazoa; Chordata; Chondrichthyes; Orectolobiformes; Rhincodontidae. The record is from RefSeq and is a predicted model, not a curated record. The transcript is spliced from 6 exons.